GCGACUGGGCGGAGCCAGGGGCCUCCGACGGCGGGAGGACAGCGCUGCGAGGAGGCGCCCGGGACAGUCAUGGAGCGCCGCGUGGGAGUGAGGGCCUGGGUGGAGGAGAACCGGGGCUCCUUCCAGCCCCCCGUCUGCAACAAGCUCAUGCACCAGGAGCAGCUCAAAGUCAUGUUCGUUGGAGGCCCCAAUACCAGGAAGGACUAUCACAUCGAAGAGGGUGAAGAGGUAUUUUACCAGCUGGAGGGAGACAUGGUUCUCCGAGUCCUGGAGCAAGGCAAACACCGGGAUGUGGUCAUUCGGCAGGGAGAGAUAUUCCUCCUGCCUGCCAGGGUGCCCCACUCACCACAGAGGUUUGCCAACACCGUGGGGCUGGUGGUUGAGCGAAGGCGGCUGGAGACCGAGCUAGAUGGUCUUAGGUACUAUGUGGGCGACACCAUGGACGUUCUGUUUGAGAAGUGGUUCUACUGCAAGGACCUCAGCACGCAGUUGGCCCCCAUCAUCCAGGAGUUCUUCAGCUCUGAGCAGUACAGAACAGGAAAGCCCAUCCCUGACCAGCUUCUCAAGGAGCCACCAUUCCCUCUGAGCACACGAUCCAUCAUGGAGCCCAUGUCCCUGGAGGCCUGGCUGGACAGCCACCGCAGGGAGCUGCAGGCAGGCGCACCACUCAGCCUGUUUGGGGACACCUAUGAGACCCAGGUGACUGCCUAUGGGCAAGGCAGCAGCGAAGGCCUGAGACAGAAUGUGGACGUGUGGCUGUGGCAGCUGGAGGGCUCCUCGGUGGUGACAAUGGGGGGAUGGCACCUGAGCCUGGCCCCUGAUGACAGCCUCCUGGUGCUAGCUGGGACCUCGUAUGCCUGGGAGCGAACACAAGGCUCUGUGGCCCUGUCUGUGACCCAGGACCCUGCUUGCAAGAAGCCCCUGUGGUGACCCUGUUGCCAUGGCCUGAAGCAGCCACAGGUGUGCCUUGCAAGCACCCUCGCGUGCCAUCCCUGCCAAACAACUCUCCCAGCCCCACCGCUUGUCUGUGUACUGCUGCUGUGUCCCCCACAGACCUGGACAUUGUUGUCACCCACCCUCCUGCCUUUCUCAGCCCAGAUGCCACGCCCCUGAGCGGGCAGCAACUCCCUGUCUUCUCCAGCAGCCUCAGCCUACUGCCUUGCCAGUCUUACCAGGUGGUCUACUCCUGGCCCAGCUCCUGACCAUUCCUCUGUCCCUGUAGACUCAGUGCAGCACUUCCCCGCCAAGAAGGCCCUCAAUAAAGGCUUCCUGGUGAACGCA
Messenger RNA from Mandrillus leucophaeus (drill), 1281 nucleotides. RefSeq names its product 3-hydroxyanthranilate 3,4-dioxygenase (gene HAAO). NCBI's taxonomy places the organism in Eukaryota, Metazoa, Chordata, Mammalia, Primates, Cercopithecidae. The record is from RefSeq and is a predicted model, not a curated record. Gene Ontology annotation, biological process: 'de novo' NAD+ biosynthetic process from L-tryptophan; quinolinate metabolic process. The coding region runs from base 70 to 930 and encodes 286 amino acids. Gene Ontology annotation, molecular function: iron ion binding; 3-hydroxyanthranilate 3,4-dioxygenase activity. The transcript has 10 exons. Gene Ontology annotation, cellular component: cytoplasm.